GGUUUCACACUCUGAGCUCCACCGGACGCUCUGUACCGUUGAGCCGACAAUGCACUGGAUUCCCGUUAACUUCUAUGUAUUUAUCAUAUGCACAACAACAUUUGUUGGAUGUGACACCUGGUCUAAUCAGCUUCCUGAAGUAGAGAGAUAUGAAAUUGUGAAACCUCGCAAGCUGGAUUGUCCUGAGAAAAGGGCGCUCUCCUCCUCAGAGAUUGUCUAUCCAGAAAAGGUCUCAUAUUCUCUAAAUCUGGAAGGAAAUGAAACCAUUGUGCACUUGGAAAAGAACAAGGGUCUGCUGGGCAAAUGGUACUCUGAAACACGAUACACUGAAAAUGGAACUGAGGUGACAGAGACACCUCAGCUCAAGGAUCACUGCUAUUACCAUGGCAUCAUUGAUGGAGUUAAUGACUCUUCUGUCAGUAUGAGCACCUGCUCUGGACUCAGGGGGGUUCUCAUGGCUGGGGCUCGGGUCUACUUAAUUGAACCACUGGAAGGAGCUGAAGCUGGAGAACAUGCCUUGUACAGAGAGGAGCACCUAAGGGUUAAGCGGGGAACAUGUGGUACAUCGAACUAUACAAUUUAUGACAAUGAGCCCAAGGUCGCAGCAAUUUAUCAAACUUUUGGCCAGAGACUGCCACAGGAUUUCAGAAAUACCAAAUAUGUGGAACUUUACCUAGUUGUCGACAACGCCGAGUAUCAAAAAUAUGACAGAGAUUUCCUGAAAGUACGAAAACGCAUGAUUGAAAUUGUGAAUCACGUGGAUCAACUGUAUAGAACAUUAAAUGCUCGUAUUGCAUUAGUGGGCUUAGAAGUAUGGAGUCAGUCAGACAAAUUUACUGUCAGCACAAAUCCAGAUGUCACCCUUGAUAGGUUCCUCAUAUGGCGUGAGAAUUUAAAGAAGAAGCAUGACAAUGCACAGUUUGUCACAGGAAAGAACUUUGAUGGAUCAACAGUUGGAUUGGCAACAAAACAUUCCAUGUGUGGCUAUCAUUCAGCUGGAGUAAAUGAGGACCACAGUAAGAAUGCAAUAGGACUGGCAUCGACCAUUGCACAUGAGAUGGGUCACAAUUUUGGCAUGUUGCAUGAUGAGGAUCAUGGUUUGAGAUGUAAAUGUUACAAAUCAAAGCAGGAAGGCGGCUGUGUCAUGGAUGGGCAAACUGGGACCAUUUUUCCUAAAGUCUUCAGCAGUUGCAGUUCAGAGGACAUGAAGAACUUCUUGAUAUCGAGGAGACCCAAUUGUCUGCUGAAUGCCCCCGGAGUAGAUAGACUGUAUGAAAGCCCAGCCUGCGGGAACCGCUUCCUUGAUCCUGGGGAGCAAUGUGAUUGUGGCACUGCAGAGGAAUGCACAAAUCCAUGCUGCAACUUCACAACCUGCAGGUUCAAUGAUGGGAUGGAGUGUUCUGAUGGGGAAUGUUGCCAAAACUGCAAGAUCAAACCCCUGGGCCAGCUUUGCAGGGCUGCACGUCAUGACUGUGAUCUGAAUGAAUACUGCGACGGCGUGAACACCCAAUGCCCGGAAGACGUCUUCAGGAUGAAUGGUUUUCCUUGCAAGAAUGGGGAAGGCUACUGCUACAAGGGACGGUGUCCUACCCAUAAGCAGCACUGUGUUGAUCUGUGGGGAAAAGGUACAAUGGUAGCAGAAGAUGUCUGCUUUGAACUUAACAGGAAUGGAAACGCGCACUUCCAUUGCAGAAAGACUGCACGUGGGUUUGUGGCAUGCCAGGAAAAGGAUAUGAAAUGCGGUAAGAUGCAUUGCACUGGAGGGAGUCAGAAAAUGAAUUUGAGAAGGUUCACUCAAUGGUUAAACAAUCGCAAGAGUUGUGUUGUAGCAGAAAUUAUGCUGCAGAGCAAGGAAACAACUGAUGUAAGCCUGGUGCCAAUGGGAACAAAGUGCGGAGAUGAGAUGGUUUGCUACAACAGCCAAUGUCAGAGUCUCCUGUUAUACGGAUCGCCAAAUUGUUCAGCAAAAUGCCACAACCGAGGGGUUUGUAACCACAAGGCGGAAUGUCAUUGUGAUCCAGGCUGGGCACCACCUUACUGUGACACACAAACAAAAUACUCAACAUCAGGAGGAAUCUCUGCCUUGGUCAUUGUCGUUUCAGUCAUCUUGCCAUUAAUCAUUUUGGCUAUUCUAAUAACCAUAGCACUAUUGUACUACAAGAAAUCCCAGAAACAAGAAUACAUAAAGAAAACGCAAAUGAAACCCAGUUUGUCAUCUGGUCUGUCAAACCCCUUGUUUGCUGAAGGAAAAGACAGGACCAAUUUUAAAGUAGCUUAUGCUUCCAAUAGGAACCCAAAUGUGAAACACUCAAUGACAACAGUUCCAAAGCCGUUCGUAUUUACUGAAAUCCCAGCCGUGAAUCCUAGCCGUCAAGCACCAAAGCCUCCAUCCUCUCCUGAAACAUUUAUUGCAACUGAUGCAGCAAAACCUCUGCAGAUUGUGAAGCCAAGUGCACCGCCUCCUCCACCCCCUUCUUCUAAGCCCAUCACAUACCAGGCUGUAGCAGAACGUGUGCCACCGGCCAGGCCCCCUCCUCCCCCGACAAAGCCAUUGCCCCAUCUAAAGGAGAAGCAGGUAGUAAAGCCUAAUGCCAUUCCAGUCCCUGCUGUCAAACCAGUCUUUCCAACAGCUCCCGCCAAGCAACCACAGGUUGGUUUCAGGCCAAAAGUUGCACUAAUGCCACCCAUUCAGCGGAGAUGAACAGGAAAUAUCAGAAGAAAUGCCAAUUCUCUUACAGAAGCUUAUCUGUGGGACCUGCUUGAUGACAUUGCUCUUUACUGUCAUGUCAAAAAGAUACUGUAUUUUUUUAAGAAAGGCUGCUUUCCUGCCGAAUGAAUUUACAAAAUUAAAUAACAGAGGGCAAGAAUGUGAAACAUAAUAUCCGGGGUGAAAUAAUACACCAAACUCUGUAGCAAAAACAGAAAUCUCUCCAGCAAAGUAUUUGCUGUAAGGUACUAUUUUAAGGAAAACUUUUUUCUUGAUUUUUACAUCAAUUUUAAAAAAAAGGAAGAUUUUGCUGCAGAGUGGGGAAAAAAAGCACAAUUUGUCGUGCAGCAAAACAAAGUAUUGAGUUACAUUUGUCUGGCUUUACUUGAAUCUUAAGGGAAGACUUGUCAUGUGCACUAAGCUUGAGCGUAUUUAAGGAGCUCUGUUUUAAAGAUCUUCUGUCUUAGAAUUUUUGUAACAUAGCUGGUUUGGUUCGUACCAUUCAGAUGCGAUCGAUACAGAGCAAUUCAGAAACAUUCCAUUUAAUGUAGCUGAUGAAACAAGUCAUGUUAUGUGUCCAGUCAGUACCAGUGCAAACCAGAGCCACCUCAGUGUCUCGCAUGAGUGUCGAUUCUGAUGCAAGCUGCAUAAAUCUGCUCUGCAGCUAUUGCACGAUCGGGAUUACCCUCCCAUGCAUCUUUUCUUCCAUAUUACAAUUACAGCCUGCCUCAUGACGUUGACUCCUAUUGUCUCUGUCUUACCAUUUAAUUUAAAAACAAAAGUAUUGCAAAUUAAUUAACUUUUCAAGCAAGCAUCAAACAGAACACAAUUGCAGAUAAAGAACAAUAUUGCAAAUCUUGCUCAGUGUGCUCAUGUGUGGAUUUCGCCCACUAAACAGUCAGCCACUUUACAGUAUAUCCUGUAAAGUAGUUUGAGAUGUCUCAAUGACAUGAUAAGGUGCUAUGUCAAAUGCAAGGAUUAUUAUUAUAUUAUUUGAUUUGCUGGACCUGGAAUAUAGCUCCAAAAAAGCUUCCUGUGGCAAACAAGCACGUUCUGAUCGACAGAUUCAGCAAAUGCAUUGGAUUUCAUUACUCUAUUUUUAUUCAUAGCAACGUGUGCCUUAGCACAAAAGUGCUUGAUGUGAACAAAGAUUCCAAUAGAAUGUAUUUAUAACUCUGUACAGCGCACACCGGUAGUAGACUUGUAUGCAAAGAAUGUAUGUUGUUUUUUUUACACGUAUUUACUGUUGGAAGGUGUAGGGUAAAUAAUUGAAGUGUAAUAUUAGUUGAAUCCAAUUUCAUCUAUUUUAGGUUGGCUCUUAGACUUAAACAAGUGGGUUUUCAAAUCAUCUAAUGUCUGACUAAAGGGAAAUAAUACAUUUCAGUGGGCGAUGCAAAAGAAAACAUUGAAGUUGUGUAUGAAUUGGAUAUUUUGUUCAGUUUUCAAUAGUGAAGUGUAAUACUUUUGUGGGCCAUUAAUCAAUGUCAAUUUCUGUCUUAACCUCAGGUUCCUUGCUAGUUUUUUUUAAAAAGCAUGGAAAGCUUAAAACCCUGGUUUGAAAAUACACAGUACUUUAAAAAGAAACAUUGCUCUCAUGUUGGUUUCUCUGCUGAGAAAAAUAUCUAUUUAUUCUUAUCAAAGCUAAGGGAAAGCAAAUGAAAGCUGCUGGGAUUGUGCAUAGCUUUGGGAGAAACUCUGGAACAGAAACUCAAUAGACAUUUUUUAAACAGAAAGCCUUACUUGAAUGUAAAAAAAUCGUCCCCAUAGCAGGGCAUUUAAACAUCCCAAUUCAUAGAAAUGAAUUGAUUGCACAGAAUGAAUGUUUGUCUUUUUUUACACUUAUAGAUUUAUUUUUCACUUAUUGAUCAGUACCGAUAGACAGUUUGAUCAUGUUAAAGUUUAAAUCACAGGUUUUUAUUCAGAUGGUUGAAUUGUGAUGUUGAUUAUCUUAAGUUUGUUUCCAGUAACUGAUUUGAUUUGAAAUCACAAAUACUUUGUUGAACUCCAGGAGCCUUCUUCUUAAAUUGUAUCCUUUUUCAGCUGGACUGAAUGAGUAUUUGUCAGUCUGGAACACUGAAGUCUGAAAUGGGAUUUAUUUUCCAUAGUAAAUAAAUUCUUGUACUUUAUCUGAA
Molecule: messenger RNA, 4839 nt
Organism: Callorhinchus milii (elephant shark)
Lineage: Eukaryota; Metazoa; Chordata; Chondrichthyes; Chimaeriformes; Callorhinchidae
Gene: adam8a
Product: ADAM metallopeptidase domain 8a
Biological process (GO): proteolysis; regulation of cell-cell adhesion; positive regulation of cellular extravasation
Molecular function (GO): metalloendopeptidase activity; cell adhesion molecule binding
Source: RefSeq, a predicted model, not a curated record